AUGUACAAUCCUGCAGACAUCGUACUGAGAUUCGGCGACCCGGAAGACGCGCUCUACGAGUUUCCUACCAAGGUCCUCGUCGACAACGAAUCAACGCCGUGCUUCUUCAAACAGUGCAACUCGACCAGUCGUGACGGACAAAACGACGACUUCCUGGGCUUGCUGCUGACACCUAUUGAUAUCAAAGCCGCCGGACCCCUGAGCUGCUGCAUUAGCCCUAUCGGGACACGCUGGGCAACCCAGAUCGAGGCAGCUGUUUCCGCGCUUCACAAGGCCGGGAUCGUCUGGGGGGAUGUCAAGGCUGAAAAUGUCCUCGUCGACCGGGACGACAAUGCGUGGAUCAUCGAUUUCGGGGGCGGUUACACUCGCGGCUGGCUGGAUGCUGAUCUCGCUGGGACAGUCUGA
Messenger RNA from Lasiosphaeria miniovina, 405 nucleotides. RefSeq lists its product as uncharacterized. The transcript has 2 exons. Gene Ontology annotation, biological process: protein phosphorylation. NCBI's taxonomy places the organism in Eukaryota, Fungi, Ascomycota, Sordariomycetes, Sordariales, Lasiosphaeriaceae. Gene Ontology annotation, molecular function: protein kinase activity; ATP binding. Bases 1 to 405 code for a protein of 134 amino acids. The record is from RefSeq and is a predicted model, not a curated record.